AUGAGGCCGACACCCCUGCUGCAGUUGGUGCUGCUUCUCGCCUUGCCCAGGAGCCUGGGGGGAAAAGGGUGUCCGUCUCCCCCCUGCGAGUGCCGCCAGGAAGACGACUUCAGAGUCACCUGCAAGGAUAUCCACCACAUCCCCAGCCUACCGCCCAGUACGCAGACUCUGAAGUUUACAGAGACUCAUCUGAAAACCAUUCCCAGUCGUGCGUUUUCAAAUCUGCCGAAUAUUUCCAGGAUCUAUUUAUCAAUAGACACAAGUCUGCAGCGGCUGGAAUCACAUUCCUUCUACAAUUUGAGUAAAAUGACUCACAUAGAGAUUCGGAAUACCAGAAGCUUAACUUACAUAGAGCCUGGGGCCCUAAAAGAGCUUCCCCUUCUGAAGUUCCUUGGCAUUUUCAACACUGGACUUAGAGUGUUCCCUGACCUGACCAAAGUUUACUCCACUGAUGUGUUCUUUAUACUUGAAAUUACAGACAACCCUUACAUGACUUCAAUCCCUGCGAACGCUUUUCAGGGACUGUGCAAUGAAACAUUGACAGUGAAACUAUACAACAAUGGCUUUACUUCAAUCCAAGGACAUGCUUUCAAUGGGACAAAGCUGGAUGCUGUUUACCUGAACAAGAAUAAAUACCUGACAGUUAUUGACAAAGAUGCAUUUGGAGGAGUAUACAGUGGACCAACCUUGCUGGAUGUCUCUUAUACCACUGUUACUGCCUUGCCAUCCAAAGGCCUGGAGCACCUGAAGGAAUUGAUAGCAAGAAACACUUGGACUCUAAAGAAACUUCCACUUUCCUUGACUUUCCUUCACCUCACACGGGCUGACCUUUCUUACCCGAGCCACUGCUGUGCUUUUAAGAAUCAGAAGAAAAUCAGAGGAAUCCUCGAGUCCUUAAUGUGUAAUGAGAGCAGUAUUCGGAACCUGCGUCAGAAAAAAUCUGUGAAUGCUUUAAAUGGCCCCUUCUACCAAGAAUAUGAAGAGGGUCUGGGUGACAGCAGUGCUGGGUACAAGGAAAAUUCCAAGUUCCAGGACAUCCACAGCAACUCUCAUUAUUAUGUCUUCUUUGAAGAACAAGAAGAUGAGAUCAUUGGUUUUGGCCAAGAGCUCAAAAACCCCCAGGAAGAGACCCUACAGGCCUUUGACAGCCAUUACGACUAUACCGUGUGUGGGGGCAAUGAAGACAUGGUGUGUACCCCCAAGUCAGAUGAGUUCAAUCCCUGUGAAGACAUAAUGGGUUACAAAUUCCUGAGAAUUGUGGUGUGGUUUGUUAGUCUGCUGGCUCUUCUGGGCAAUGUCUUUGUCCUGGUCAUCCUCCUGACCAGCCACUACAAACUGACUGUCCCACGCUUUCUCAUGUGCAACCUGGCCUUUGCAGAUUUCUGCAUGGGGAUGUACCUGCUCCUCAUUGCCUCUGUAGACCUCUACACUCACUCUGAAUACUACAACCAUGCCAUCGACUGGCAGACGGGCCCUGGGUGCAACACAGCUGGUUUCUUCACUGUCUUUGCCAGUGAGUUGUCAGUGUAUACACUGACAGUCAUCACCCUGGAGCGCUGGUAUGCCAUCACCUUCGCCAUGCGCCUGGACCGGAAGAUCCGCCUCAGGCAUGCAUAUAUCAUCAUGGUUGGGGGCUGGGUUUGCUGCUUCCUCCUUGCCCUGCUGCCUUUGGUGGGAAUAAGCAGCUAUGCCAAGGUCAGCAUCUGCCUGCCCAUGGACACCGAGACUCCUCUUGCCCUGGCAUAUAUUAUUCUUGUUCUGUUGCUCAACAUAGUUGCCUUUAUCAUCGUCUGCUCCUGUUAUGUGAAGAUCUACAUCACAGUCCGAAAUCCCCAGUACAACCCGGGGGACAAAGACACCAAAAUUGCCAAAAGGAUGGCUGUGUUGAUCUUCACUGACUUCAUGUGCAUGGCCCCAAUCUCAUUCUACGCUUUGUCAGCACUUAUGAACAAGCCUCUCAUCACUGUCACCAACUCCAAAAUCUUGCUGGUUCUCUUCUAUCCACUUAACUCCUGUGCCAAUCCAUUCCUCUAUGCCAUUUUCACCAAAGCCUUCCAGAGAGAUGUGUUUAUCCUGCUCAGCAAGUUCGGCAUCUGUAAACGCCAGGCUCAGGCAUAUCGGGGCCAGAGAGUUUCUCAAAAGAACAGCACUGGUCUUCAGGUCCAAAAGGUUACCCAGGACAUGAGGCAAAAUCUCCCCAACAUUCAAGAUGCCUAUGAACUGCUUGAAAACUCCCAUCUAACCCCAAAUAAGCGGAGCCAAAUCUCAAAAGAGUAUAAGCAAACAGUUUUGUAAGCUGACAGUGGUACAGG
Equus quagga is the source of this 2312-nucleotide messenger RNA. RefSeq names its product thyroid stimulating hormone receptor (gene TSHR). The record is from RefSeq and is a predicted model, not a curated record. Gene Ontology annotation, molecular function: thyroid-stimulating hormone receptor activity. Gene Ontology annotation, biological process: G protein-coupled receptor signaling pathway. Gene Ontology annotation, cellular component: membrane. The coding region runs from base 1 to 2295 and encodes 764 amino acids. NCBI's taxonomy places the organism in Eukaryota, Metazoa, Chordata, Mammalia, Perissodactyla, Equidae. The transcript has 10 exons.